Paramuricea clavata is the source of this 4675-nucleotide messenger RNA. The record is from the annotation of a GenBank genome assembly. Lineage: Eukaryota; Metazoa; Cnidaria; Anthozoa; Malacalcyonacea; Plexauridae.
AUGACCUCUUGUUGUGUUUGUGGACUGGAGUCAUCAGGUGCUCAUUCAUGCUCAUCAUGUCUACAAGAUGUUCAUGUCAUCUGUGGAAAAAUAAAUGGUGACGAAGGCUGGGGUUGUUCAGUACUUUGUAAUAACUGCACAACAGAGCCACCUGCAAAGAAAACAUCCUCUUGGAGCAUUGCAUAUCCUUCCAGAUCACAAGAGCUAAAGCAUAAGGUUCCAAAUCUGAAACAGCAAACUGAAAAAAGUGAAUGGAAAACCCAUUGUGUAUGUCUAACAUGCUUUGAAAAUGGAAUGGAACCGAAUAUCUAUGUUAUGAGCAGAAGGGACAGCUCUACAAAGAAUAGACAUGUUUUGCGACGUCACCCUCAAGUAACAUUGUCUCAAAUUAGCAUUGUAAACUUUGAUUCAAAUGGCAAAGAAGUCUCAUUGGCCAGGGAAAAGUAUUAUGCAAGCACUAACAAUGACAAAUGUAAGAAAAAUACUUCUAAAACUCAAGGAACAUUGUUUAAUUUUUGUUCAGUUAAACCUGUCGGAGAAGAUUCCCCCACAUUUAUCUACAACAACAAAAAAGAUGCAAGCAGAAGCAAUAAAGUAACGAUACCACACACUGAAGCAACAAAGUCAUUUGUCAAGGUGCUGUUGCAGAAGUAAAGACACCAGACACUGAACCAACAACAACCAAAUCAACUGCUGGGGGGCUUGCUGAAGCUGAUUGCGAAGAUACAGUUCCACAUCAGAGUCACUCUUGUACCAACCUCGUACCCAGGACUAGUCGCGAAUUGAAGGCGGGCGACAUAGCCCUGGUAAACGCUGGUCACGUGACUCCAAAAUUACGUAAUUGUUACUUUUCUCAACCGGGGGGUGAAUAGGUGAAACUCGAAGACAAACAGUUUUUAUCUCCGAAAUUCUUCAAUCUUCCUUCUGAAUUUUGCACUUCAAGCUUUUCUCAAAGUGCGGCGAUCGAUCAAAUGGAUCAAUACUUUCUGUAGAAAAAACUCAGUGAGAUUUGUUCGUAUGAGACGUUUAAAAGACAUGGGAUAUGUCGCCAAAGACGCUCGAUCAUUGCACAGGUUUAUGGAAUAGUACUUUGUUCAGUUUGUUGCGACUUAUGCAAAUUCAACUCUUGUAUAAUGACUAAAAGUUGGUUUGUAGAGGGACAACUUAUACAAAAGAUAUGAAUACAUUAGCUUCAAACAGGGACAAGUUCAUGGACAAUGGACAUCCCUAAUAUACGGACAUUGAUAUUUCACCAAUAUGUAAAUAUGACUAUUAAAUAUAUAGGGGGUGUUGGUGUCGGCACUUUGAUCUUUUUUUCUUAGGGGUUCAAAUUUUAUUGAACUCCUCCAUAGGGGGUGUAUACAUUAAUUAAUGGAAUGGCCCAAUGCACCCAGAUGCACCCUACUUUGUUAGUUUACUCUGUCUAACGCCAGACAAUUUUACUCGUCAGGUGGAGGGUGCAUGGCGCCACUCAAUGGGUUAACAUAGUCGAUGAACAUGCCAAAUGAUCCUUGACCGUGGUAGUACAUUUUUGCACUUGCUGGAUGAUAUUGCAACAAAGCAUUGUUUCAGAGGAAGAGCACUGAGAUCAUGCUGUGUAGCAAUUGGAAUCUCACAUAGAGCCUGCUCUCACAUAAAGCAGGCAAGACCUUCACUCAGAAGCCAGUCCUGAUUAAUAUUAAUUCCCCACAUAAACACUUGGAAACCAGACUGUCCCAUCUGCCAUAUGCAGGACAAAAAAACAUGCAGCCUGGACUUUAACUGUUAAACAACCAAAUCAGCAUGAUAAACAGUGUGAUGAUUUUUGUUUAGCCCAAACCAAAGCCAGGUUUCUAGAAUUAAUUUGCAGAAUCCUAAGAAUUGGACCUCCAACUUGAAGAGCUAGCUGUGCUAACCAAGUUGCAUGGGCAACCCUGAAUUGACGUGACUAGAGCAAACCUUCAAAAAAUAAUAGAGAGAUCAGAUUUGACUUCCACUGCUGCUAUUGCUACCAAUCAGAUUUGACUUCCACUGCUGCUAUUGCUGUCAUUAACUAACCAGAUAAAUUUCAUUUAUCCAAUCAAACAAUCGGAUGCAACUGCCAGAUCAAGUAGUGGUAGUGGAAGUCAAAUUUGAACCCUUUCUAUAUGGAUUUCAGAGAGACCAGUCAUUAUUUGCUGAUAUAUUAUUAUAACUUGUUUAAUCAAAAGCUACUAUAUAUUAAUUUAUGAUAUUAAAAAUUGAUAUAAUUUUAUCUAUAAAGUGAGAAUAAUUUAAAAAAAAUAUUCAUAACAUAAAAUGAUUCAUGCAUGCUGGUGAUUGAAUAAACCAUGAAGUGUGCAUUCUGAAUCUCUACAAAUUCCUUGACAUUAUUUUUCCAGUACAGUGUAAAACUAUAUAUAUAAAUGUGACACAGGUUGCAGGUAUUAGGUUGCAUGUCCACCAGUGUGCUGAAAUACCAUCCAGUGACCCGGUCUUGUUCAUUGUUUAUACUUGCAUCUUGCUUAAUUCAACUGUUUUUGCCCCAUUUCUUGUACCCAUAAAGUUCUUUUCAAUAAUCUAGAAAACUUCAAAAUCAUUCAGUAAAUUUAAUCUUAAAAUUGGGUGAAAGGUAAGGGGUCAAUAAUAGAUGAAGAAAUCAUUUCUUAUUGUUCAUACAUAUGGCCCCAUCUCUGUAGGGUAUUAGAGUAGAGAUUUAUUGAAGCCUGAAGUCAGAAAAUAAAUAUGGCAACAAGGUUACAUGCCAUACUGCAGAGUUAGGCAAUUUUUUUAAAGAUCUCAAGGGCACAAAAGGUAUAAAUAUAGAUUGUAGGGGUAAGGGAACAAAAUAAUGAAAUAGUGAGAUUCGGGGGCAGGUUUUACAAUGGGGUGCUAAAACUUUUCCCUAAAAAAUCCCUGACCAGCUGGAGUGCUGAAACUGAUGUUUGACUAUUGAAAUAUCCUAGCAGGUUAGGUUCAUCAGAUUUUAGCUUUGUCAACCUGGCCACUCUGUUAUAAAUUUACAGUAAUGGCUCAUUUAAAUAAUUUCAGGUCAUUACUGUAAAUGUAAAUACAAAGUAUUUGAAGUUAAUACUGCUGUAAAAUGUAGUUUAAUAAUAUUGUAUUAAAGUGUAAACACGUUUCUCAAGUCUGGCCAUGUGUUUCUCAAUAUUCACAAUAUUUAACUACAAUUGUACAAAUUCAGCUAACUAUAUUAACAUACUGUAUAAAAUAUAUUACAGUAAAUAGCCUUUGAAAUAUAUAUUUCAUAGAGCUAGACAGUGUAUAAACAAAUAAUGGGAAUCUGCUAAAUAAUUUGUAACAAUGAAAUACUUCUAAACAUUUUCAAAUUCAUAUAUACUGUACCUUUUUAUACUUGAUGGAAAUCAUCACAAAUAGUAUGUACGAGAUUGGCUCCAUUUUCACUGCUUCGAAAUUCGAAACAUCGCCUCCUCGGCGAUUUACAUGAUGUGAUAUAAAAGAAGAUUGAUGUACAUUCAACGUAAUAUAUAAACGUAACAUAUUAAGAAGAAAGAUUACAACAAAAAAUAAAAGAAUAUAAAUAAUCCGCAGCAAUUCAAGAUCCAUUCGUGAACUUUUCGUCGCCCCCUGUCUUCAUUUCCACAAAGCCCGCUUGCAGGCUAAUACUCCAAGAAUCUUGGAGUAUUUGCCUGACACGUGACCAGCGUUUACCAGGGCUAUGUCGCCCGCCUUCAAUUCGCGACUAGUCCUGGGUACGAGGUUGCUCUUGUACUUGUAAGCAUAAUACCAACCUGUUAAAUUCCAAAAUAGAUGAAAUGAUUCAGGCAAUGAAAGAGUUUAAAAUUAAACAUCCACUCCUGCUCCAACUAAACCUGUUAUUUCGUCAUUUCUCAGUCUUCAAAUUAACAACGUGACUGACUGGAAGAAAAUAAGUAACAUCAUAGACUUGACACAGUCAAUUCCAGAAAUUAAAUUCUAUGAUGGAAAUCACGAAAAUAGUCCUUCAGUUUUGAGAUGUGAAGCAUGCUUCCAACUGCUUUCAAGUAGGUUAACAGGAGUCAAUGCCGCAGCAGAUCCACGAAAAAUAGCACUUAAAGGGAUAGGAAGAUAUGCAGGGUCAUUGUCAUCUGGACUUCUUUUAACCCCAGAGAAAACAGAGAGUAUAAUUAAGGGAGGCAAUAAUUACUGGUAUGGAAUAAAGAGUGCAGUCAAACAACAUACUUCUUGCGAUGGAGAACAUUCUCAACUUCACUUCGAGGCACUCCAGUAUGCAGCAACGCUGAGGAAGAGGAAGUCAAGAGGACUCGAAGUAACCGAAAAGCUAAUACGAAUAGCAUUGUCUGUGGUAAAGUCGAAAUCAGCAGCUCAGCAAUUUGAACACCAAAUAGCAGCACAUAUUGCUACAGGGAGUGAUUUGGGUGAUCUUGGUCAUAGUAGAAACCAUUUCAACGAAAUUCUGUCGACGAUAAAUGUGUGGCUUGACAAACAAACAGCCAAGCAAAUUGGAAAACCCUUGCCUUCAACAGGUUUCCAGCCUCAUUUCUAUGUUUCUUGUGAUAAAAGCACUCCUCAUCGAAUUUCCAACCAUGCCAUUAUGAUAUGCCCAGUCGUUAGUGGAAAGCGUGUCGCAAUUCCAGUAAAUUUGCCUGAGAUUUAUCCAAUAGAUUCGUUGAAUAAAGACGGUGUUUCUGGGGGUUGUGCAAAACCAUUGGUGAAGAAGAAAGCUUCGAUCUGA